Glycine soja is the source of this 3357-nucleotide messenger RNA. Its product is annotated as sulfite exporter TauE/SafE family protein 3-like. NCBI's taxonomy places the organism in Eukaryota, Viridiplantae, Streptophyta, Magnoliopsida, Fabales, Fabaceae. The transcript is spliced from 6 exons. Gene Ontology annotation, cellular component: Cul4A-RING E3 ubiquitin ligase complex. Gene Ontology annotation, biological process: protein ubiquitination. The coding region runs from base 110 to 616 and encodes 168 amino acids. The record is from RefSeq and is a predicted model, not a curated record.
UUUUAAUUUGUCUUCUCUUUGCUGAUGUGUAUUGUGUUCCUUCUGUAGGUCCUCCAUAAAAUUAAUCACUCAAAUAUCAUAAAGUUGAAAGAGGUUGUUAGAGAAAAUAAUGAACUAUUUUUCAUUUUUGAAUACAUGUCUUAACACAACCACAUUGCACUACUUUAUUCCUUAUGUUGUGGGAGCCUUUGCAAGCACUCGGGUUUCAAAUGAACUAGGGGCAGGGAAUCCAAAGAGAGCAAAAGGUGUUGUACGUGUGGUAGUGAUUCUCAAGGUGGCAGAGGCAGUUAUUGUGAAACAGAAUUACACUACAAAUUGCUCAGCGUUAUAUUGGAUAAUGAAUCUACUACAGGUCCCUAUCACUAUAGGAACAACUUUUUAUGAAGUCGUGCUUCUAUACAAAGGUCAGAGUGUGAUAGCAUCAAAGGGUGAUCAACAAACACGUUGGCAUGUACAACAAUUGAUUCUAUAUUGCAUGUGUGGCAUAAUUUCUGGCAUAAUUGGUGGCUUGCUUGGCCUUGGUGGAGGAUUCAUCUUGGGGCCACUUUUCAUUGGACUAGGAAUUCAUCCUCAGGGGAGGAGACGCCCAAUAACACAAAGAGUCUCCCUAUUGUAAAGCAGAGUUUUUUAUUCAAAGGUUGUCGUGGUUCUCGGUGGUUCAGAAGAGGUAAAGUGAAGGUUGAGUUUCACAUUUCAUAUUUAAUACACUGAUCAUAUAGUUGGCUUGGAGCAGAGGAAUUAAUGCACACACAAUGUAAAGCAAAAGGUCUCCCUUCUAAGUUUUCUAUCAAAGUUAAUAAGUUCUAGAUUUUUCAAUUUAAAGAAGCCUUAUAUUUUGGCACCUCUUAAUUUUAUCUCUACACCUAGCUUUCCACUUCUACGAAAAAAAAAAAGGAGUGUAUGCCUUAGUAAUUAGUAAGUGUACCUUUCCACUUCUAUCUAAAUAUUAUGAUUGAAUUCUCAUUAAGUCAAAUUUUUUUUAAAAUAUGAUUGUUAUUUAAUGAAAUUAGGAAAUUAAAAUUAAGAAUAAAACUUAAUAACACGCCAUAUUACUAUAAAAACAUGUUUUUAAAAUUAUAAAUCCUUUGUGUGUCAAUAACAAUGUUGAAUUGACAUUGUGCUUUGAUUUUAUUUUUGUAUGUUUUAAUUUUGGUAAACAAAAUACUCUGAAUUCAUUUUUAAAAGGUUCUAACCUUGCAUCCCUUAUAUGUUAUUUCACAAUUGAAGAAAAUUAUAUAAAUGUUUGGAUUCUGUUAUUUCAGUGCACGCAUGUGGUUCAAUUUAAAAAAAAAACAUAUUCUAAGGAGAUUAUUUGAAAAACUGUCCUAAAAUGUUUACAUUCUAAGCCGAUUUUUUUAGAAAAUCGUCUUAUAAUCCUUAAAAUAUUUUAUUUUUUUUUAAAAAAAUAAAAUACAUUCAAAGACAGUUUUUUAGAGAACCGUCUUAGAAUGUCUAUAUUUUAAGACGUUUUUUUGGAAAACCUGUCUUAGAAUCCUCAAUUUACUGGAAAUUCUUUUAAAAAAUAAAUACAUUCUAAGAUGGUUCUCUGAAAAAUCGUCAUAGAAGGUCUACUCUUCUAAGAUGAUUUUUAACUAAAAACCAUCUUAGAAAGAUAUUCUUCUAAAACGGUUUUUAGCAAAGAACUGUCGUAGAAAAGUACCUUUUUUCUAAGACAGUUUUUUAUGAAACUAUCAUAUAAAGUAAAGACUUUCUACGACGUUGCCUACGAUGAUGGUGGUUGAUAAUCGCCAUCAAAUGUGUCUUUUAACCGACAUAAAAAGCGCUUUGUGUAGUAGUGUAUUAAGGAGUGUUAAAAUUGAUUUCUGAAAAAUUACAGAACAAUGGAUUUAGACAAACAAAAUUGUUAGAAUUGAGUGCUUUGUGUUUUGCAUUUCUAAAUUCUAUCAGUGAUGUGUGACAUUUAUAUAUAUAUUGAUAAUUUUUUUCUGUACGCACUCUAGGUCUGGUCCGGGUUUGUUUAACCCUUCGCAAAUUGUUUGUUAUAGGUGUUGGUUAGUUGUAUUUUUUAGCUGUUAUGCUAUCUGUGAAUCAAUGUAUUACUUGUUAUUUUAUUACUUGAGAUAUUGAGAUUGGUUUAUGAAAAUAGUACGUAUGUUUGAUCCUUACCUCUACUUCUUGUUGUGUGAAUGUUUGAAUAUGUUUGUCAUACAUGACAUGAAGACGAUGCACAAAAUGUGAUGGCAAGAGCAAGAGGACUAGAGGAAGAGUGAUUGUCAGAUCCUAAUUCUGUCCGAGCCCCAACCCGAAAAAAGAAAAGAGAAAAUAGAGAACAAAAAUGAAGUAAUAAGAAAAAAUAAGAAAAGGAAAAAAACAAUAAAAAAAGAAAAAUUUAAAAAAUGAAAAAAAAACAAAAAGAAAAAGGAACAUUAAAAAAAAGGAGAAAUGAAAAAAAGGAACAAUAAAAAAACAAGAAAACGAAAAAAAAAUGUUUGACCUAUUGGGCUCCCAAGGAUAACUCGUAGGUCAAGUGAGACACAGUGCAUAAAAGCAUAAAAGAGGAAGGUCUCUGCUUUAAUUGUAGAGAUAGCGAUACCAAAAAGAAAAAAGGACCAAUUUGACGAUGCCAUUUGAUUAGCUCUGCCAGAGAAGGGGGAGGGGUCCUUGGGUAAUCCCUUCAUUCCCUCAUUUUCUCUCACGUUCUUCACUUUUCUCCCUCUUCCUCUCCUACGUUCUCUUCUUCUUCUCCUACAAAGCCCCGUUGUUUGUCUCACCAGUGAGCUCUAUGGUCACCAGCGAGAUCUUUACAUUAUGGUAUCGUCAUUUUUUUUUCUAAGGGCUUUAUUUCAUGAUUUUUUUUGCAUUCCAUAAUCAUUUUGUUCUUUUGUUCUUUUUCUUCCUUCAUUUUCCAUUUUCAAGUGAAGUAUCGCAUGCCACUGUUGCCGCUGUCCCCCACGUGGCGGCCUCGCGUCGUAGCGCCCUACACCACUGAGGGGGCACACCACCCUCCGUGGUGGUUCCCCCUUUUGUUGCACCGUUUCAAGGCUAGGACAUGUAGGAUUUUCCAACCAUGUUGUCUAAUUACGGGUUAAGCCGGGUCACCCUGACCCGGUUACAACCUAACCAGAAAAAAUUACUAUUUACACCCUAUUUUUCAAAUAUGCACUCUUUUCUUAUUUUGGUUCUAGCCCAUUUUUUAUGAAGUCUGAAAUAAAAUAAAACAUUUAUUUACACCUUAUUAACACAUGCACCUUUUUCAUGUUGGGCCUAGCCCAUUGUUUUUGUGAAUCCUGAAAUAAAAUAAAUGUUGAUGGUUACAUCCCCUCCUUCAUAUCUGCACCCCAGCAAUCCGUCUGUGUUGACUAAGUCAAAUUCAACCCUUUGACUUUGACAAAAAAA